AUGCCUCCGCGUCGCAAGUCGGAGUGUUUGUCGUCGUACGCCGUUGAUACGACACCUUCCUUUCAAGAUGAAAAAUUUAUAGAGCAACUGCUGCAUUUUGUUGGGGCAAAUGACGAAGUAUCCCUCCUAACGAUGACUGCGGUUGCACUCGGUGCCGAAUGCUACCAGGUGGACCUCGGUCAGCAGAUAGUUGUGGACGCCCGUCUGGAUUUCAUCAAUUUCUGCGCGAAGCAGGGUUAUUGUGCGGCAAAAGUAGUCCAUCUGUUAAAAUGGUUGUGUACUUUUCAAGAGAGGGUAGAGGAUGGUUGUAACACGCAAGAAAUGCAGGAAGAAGUGAUCGCCUUUGUUACCUCUGAAGUGGAGGAAGAGUGGAAGUGGAAGCGGGCUUUACAGGCUGAGGAGGCCUUAUGGGAAGUUCAGUCUUCUUCCAAAACAUCAGCACGAAGGGGCCAUCGGGCAGCAGAGAAGGUGGUGGAGGAAACAGAAGCCGUUUCCACCGUUCCCAAAGAAAAUAUUUAUCUUCAAAGGGAGGAUAUCGGUCCUUUUAGUACGUGGCUUAUUCAAGGGAUCGUUCAGCACGCCUCGCUGUACCACUACGUCGCCACUCAUGCUCGAAUGGUUGGGGAACCCGAGGAGUUCAAUUAUUUUCUGGAGGUCCCCGUGUCGGCCCCUCCCCUUCGAAAUGCCUUGGCACCUGAGAGUGUUCCGCAAGAACCGCCACUCGCCAAAGCGCAGCAGGAUGUGGAGGAGCAGCGGGCAUCUGAGUUGGAAACGUAUAAGAAGGAGUAUGAGGAGGCGAUGGCUUUAGAGCAGUUGCGAUUACAGACUAUUCAGAACGAAAGAGACAUGAAAGUUUUCAUUGAGAACGAGGGCUCAAUGAGGGCUGUGGAGGAUACAUAUGAGAGUCUUCAGGUGGACUUAUCAAAGCGACAGAGACAAAUCUUAGAGCGCAUUACUGCAGCGGAGAAAGCCUUGGGUAUUUUCCCGUUUGUGCAACCACAGUGA
Messenger RNA from Trypanosoma brucei brucei TREU927, 1005 nucleotides. RefSeq lists its product as hypothetical. Lineage: Eukaryota; Euglenozoa; Kinetoplastea; Trypanosomatida; Trypanosomatidae. The transcript has a single exon. The coding region runs from base 1 to 1005 and encodes 334 amino acids. The record is from RefSeq and is a predicted model, not a curated record.